AAAGUGUGGACUACGGGCCAGUGUUUGUGCAAGAACCGGAUGAUAUCAUUUUUCCUACUGAUUCUGAUGAAAGGAAGGUAGCACUGAAUUGUGAAGCUCGUGGCAACCCAGUACCCAGUUACAGAUGGCUUCAAAAUGGAACAGAAAUAGAUUUGGAAAGUGAUUAUCGCUACAGUUUGAUAGACGGCACCUUCAUUAUAAGCAAUCCAACAGAAGCAAAGGACUCUGGACAUUAUCAGUGUUUGGCAACCAACACUUUUGGAACUAUUCUUAGCAGAGAAGCUAUACUUCAGUUUGCCUAUCUGGGAAAUUUUAGUGGCCGGACAAGAAGUGCAGUCUCUGUGAGGGAAGGCCAGGGGGUUGUUCUGAUGUGCUCUCCUCCGCCUCAUUCACCAGAGAUCAUCUAUAGUUGGGUAUUUAACGAGUUCCCUUCCUUUGUGGCUGAAGACAGCCGGCGGUUCAUUUCCCAGGAGACAGGCAACCUUUAUAUUUCCAAAGUACAAACAUCAGAUGUCGGGAGCUAUAUUUGUCUGGUGAAAAAUACAGUGACGAAUGCUCGAGUACUUAGUCCUCCGACACCUCUCACUCUACGUAAUGAUGCUGCCUUUAAAUUGAAUAUUCAGCUUUUAAUACUUCAUGGUAUAGUUAUAAUUGUUAUUAGUACUUUUCCAAUAAUAGAAGCAGUUGGAACUUUAACUUUUAAGUGCAAUUCAGGCAGAAGUGAUGAUUCUAUAAUUAAAGGUAUUGCCAUCUAUGUAAGAAUAUUUGCUGCUGGAAUGUAUGCCAAGAGUGAUAUUACAAGACCUUUGCUUACUGCUUAG
This is a messenger RNA of Galeopterus variegatus (Sunda flying lemur), 821 nucleotides long. RefSeq names its product contactin-5-like. The annotation marks the transcript as partial. Gene Ontology annotation, biological process: dendrite self-avoidance; axon guidance; homophilic cell-cell adhesion. Gene Ontology annotation, molecular function: cell-cell adhesion mediator activity. Gene Ontology annotation, cellular component: axon; plasma membrane. The transcript has 6 exons. The record is from RefSeq and is a predicted model, not a curated record. NCBI's taxonomy places the organism in Eukaryota, Metazoa, Chordata, Mammalia, Dermoptera, Cynocephalidae.